AUGGAGAAGAGGCUGCAAUGGCUCCAAGCAGCAGCCACAGAUAUUAACGCUGAAGCCCCCACUGCCUAUAGUGGCGAUCUCGAGUAUUUCGCAAAUCUCUCCAUCGGGAAUCCGCCGGUACCUUUCCUGGCCUUAAUCGACACGGGCGACGGCCUAACAUGGACCCAAUGCGCACACUGCCGCCACUGCUCUGCACAGCCGACUCCCUUAUUCAAUCCCAAGAAGUCCAGCUCGUACACCGCGUUAAAUUGCCCGAACGAUAAAUGCAAACUGCACGAUCCCGAUGGUUGCAAUGGAUUGCCGCCUGGCACCAAAUGCAAGUACAGAAAAGUGUACCUAGAUGGCACCGGGACCCGAGGCGACCUGGCCACCGAGACCCUCUGGUUUGGGGACGUCCACGUCCCCGGAGUCCUAUUGGGCUGCGCAUUUCACAGUUACGGAGAUGUACUACGUGGAGGCACGGGGACCUUGGGCCUGAUGCAGUGGAACGACAGCAUUGUCUCCCAACUCGACGUGCGCGCCUUCUCCUAUUGUCUGCCCAAGUUCGGCUCCAACGAGAUCGGCCGUCUGUUUGUGGGUAGUGGGGCCCGCACGCCCCCAUGUGCACUCACCACGCGGCUGCUCAGGUACCCAGGCUACCACGGAAGCCUUUACCAUCUCCAUCUCCAGUGGAUCACCAUCAAUGGAGUCCCCGUCCCCAUCAACGCCUCCGCGUUCAGCGCGACAAACAACGAUGGGUCAAGGGGUAUGAUCAUCGACUCGGGAACAACGUUGACGUAUCUCGAGAGGAGCACGUUCGACGCCGUUGCCCGGGAAAUCACCCGCCAGAUCAGACUCCCACGGACCAGCCAUGGGUACCUUACCUUGUGCUACAAAUGCCCGAAAGGCCACGCGGGGGGAAUUCAGUUUCCGAAGAUCGUGCUGGGAUUCGAGGGGGCAGCCCUGGAGUUGCCGUCACAAAACUACUUCUUAAUUUUAGAGGAUAAGGGGAUCAUGUGCGUGAUGAUGGAUGCUAGUGAUUCGCCCUUAUCCUUUUUUGGCAAUUUUCAGCAGCAGAACACAUUGGUGGUUUACGAUCUGGCUAACCACAAACUAUCUUUUGUUCCCAAUACAACGUGCUUCGUGUUCAUUUUCCCUUCUUAUAAACUGACUGGGAAUUAUACUGAGCAUGGGGAAUUGAUUUGGAUACUUUGGUGUGGCAUCCAGAUCCUACUGGAAAUCUUAGUGUUAAAUCAGCAUACCAGAGGAACAAAAACAGAAGAAUCAAGUCGAGAGCAGUUCUUGCAAGAGAAAGAAAGGAAAACAUGGAAUCUUAAGCUGAGGAAUAGACCGGUUUGCAUCAUCGGUCGAGCAACCUCGAAGUGGAGAAAACCGGAUUGGGAGAAGGAUGAUAGACCAAAAAGAAGGAGAUCGAGCAGAAUAGCAGAACUGGUCGAGGAUCAACCAGAAGGGAGGAGAUCGAGCAGAAUAGCAGAACUGGUCGAGGAUUGA
Striga asiatica is the source of this 1491-nucleotide messenger RNA. Lineage: Eukaryota; Viridiplantae; Streptophyta; Magnoliopsida; Lamiales; Orobanchaceae. The record is from the annotation of a GenBank genome assembly.